Habropoda laboriosa is the source of this 1929-nucleotide messenger RNA. RefSeq names its product vesicular glutamate transporter 1 (gene VGlut). The coding region runs from base 1 to 1929 and encodes 642 amino acids. Gene Ontology annotation, cellular component: excitatory synapse; synaptic vesicle membrane. Gene Ontology annotation, molecular function: neurotransmitter transmembrane transporter activity; L-glutamate transmembrane transporter activity. The record is from RefSeq and is a predicted model, not a curated record. Lineage: Eukaryota; Metazoa; Arthropoda; Insecta; Hymenoptera; Apidae. The transcript has 8 exons. Gene Ontology annotation, biological process: regulation of synapse structure or activity; monoatomic anion transport; neurotransmitter loading into synaptic vesicle.
AUGUCCGGAUUCGCGGCGGCGGGCCUCGUGGCCUUCGAUUCCAUCAAGUCCAAAGCAUCGCAAAAAUUUGCUGGGUUCAGAAGGAGCAAUGCCGGCUACGAGGAAUUCGAGAUGCCCCGCGAGGGUAGCAAAGACAAUAAGGGGUUUGAAGGAGAGAGAGCAUACAGUAGAGAAGCCUCGUUCGAAUCACUCCCGGAACCAGAAAGACCCCCACUGCGUCAUAUCGACACUUACUGCAAGCCAGAAUGUCCAUGUCUAUCGAAAAGAUACACUAUCGCAACGUUGGCCUGCAUAGGAUUCAUCAUCUCGUUUGGCAUGAGGUGUAACAUGGCCAUGGUGAAAGUGAUGGUGAAGAACGACACGAAAUCCGACAACCACAGCAGCAGCAAUACUCUCUCGUUCAAUUGGACAGUUGGUACAAUGAGCGCCCUGGACUCAUCCUUCUUCUGGGGUUACCUGGUCACCCAAGUACCAGGAGGUUUCCUCGCUUCCCUUUAUCCUGCGAACAAGAUAUUCGGAAUUGCCAUUGCUAUAUCAUCGUUUUUGAACUUGCUGGUACCUGGUGCACUAAAAGUCGACCCAAUCGUCGAUAUAAUGGUGCAAGUCGUGAAAGGAUUGGUGGAGGGUGUCACGUAUCCGGCGUGUCACGGUAUUUGGAAAUACUGGGCGCCUCCAUUGGAGAGAUCACGUUUGGCUACAUUAGCGUUUUGCGGUUCUUACGCCGCCAUGGUCAUAGGAAUGCCUAUAUCAGCUUGCUUGACUUCCAUCUUUGGCUGGACAGCGUCCUUUUACUUCUACGGCAUGUGCGGGUUAAUUUGGUACUGUUUCUGGCUGUGGCUGGCUUUCGAGAAACCCUCGAAGCAUCCUUGUAUUUCGGCUCGCGAACUUCACUACAUCGAAGAUUCCCUUGGCCAAGGACAAGCGCAAAUCCCUAUGCCAACGUUCAGCACGACACCGUGGCGUAAAUUCUUGACGUCCAUGCCAGUCCACGCUAUCAUCGUAGCUAAUUUCUGCAGAUCCUGGAAUUUCUACCUGCUGGUGCUCUUCCAAGCUCGUUUCCUGCACGAGGCUUUCGACAUGCCUCUAGUUGAAACUGGUGUAAUCGGUGCACUUCCACACUUGCUGAUGACAAUAAUCGUGCCUUGCGGUGGCUUGCUGGCCGAUCACAUUCGCAAACGUGGAAUAUUAUCAACGACAAACGUCAGGAAACUUUUCAACUGCGGUGGUUUCGGUAUGGAGGCGCUUUUCUUCUUGGUGGUAGCGAAUGCGACCAUCCAUAGAAAUGGUACGGCGGCGAUCGUGGCGCUCGCGUUUGGCGUAGCAUGCAGCGGCUUCGCCAUUUCCGGUUUCAACGUGAACCACCUGGAUAUCGCGCCGAGAUACGCCAGUAUUCUCAUGGGAAUGUCGAAUGGAAUCGGUACGAUAGCGGGAUUGUUAGUGCCAUUCUUCGUAAACAACAUCACAGAGAAAAAGGACGCUCAGAGUUGGAAAAACGUGUUUAUUAUAGCAGCGUGCGUGCAUAUAUUCGGUGUUACAUUUUACGGGAUCUUUUGUUCCGGAGAGUUGCAACCUUGGGCUGAUCCUACCACGGAGGAGCAAAAGACCUUCGCUAUGGACGAAUUUGGACAAACGAAACCACCUGUUCCACCGCCGCCGCAAACAAUGCAAUCCGAAUUUAUAAAACAGCCAUCCAUGGGUGGAGGAGCCACCGACGAUUGGAAUAACUACGAGCAACCACCUGCGGAUAAUAUGUACGCUCAACACGACAAACCACCAGUGGUAAGCUACGGAUCGACGGAAACCAACAGCAACAACCCCUUCCAUUCGACGAACCCCUUCGUCACUGAUAUAAACGCGUCCCUGGUACAACCGCCAGCAACAAACGACUAUUCAUACGACGUUACGCAACAGAAUCAGCAGUGGAACUAA